Xiphophorus maculatus (southern platyfish) is the source of this 914-nucleotide messenger RNA. Its product is annotated as triosephosphate isomerase-like. The record is from RefSeq and is marked provisional. Gene Ontology annotation, biological process: gluconeogenesis; glyceraldehyde-3-phosphate biosynthetic process; glycolytic process. Gene Ontology annotation, cellular component: cytosol. Gene Ontology annotation, molecular function: triose-phosphate isomerase activity. NCBI's taxonomy places the organism in Eukaryota, Metazoa, Chordata, Actinopteri, Cyprinodontiformes, Poeciliidae.
CCAACAGCUCCUGAACUGCACACCAGCCUGAACUGAACACCGGGGCCUUCAUCUCCUCUCUCACCGGGCAUCAACCACCAGCAACCGGCCAUGGUACGGAGGUUCUUCGUCGGGGGAAACUGGAAGAUGAACGGAAAUAAGGAGAGCCUGGAACAGCUGAUCACCACUCUGAACACCGCCAGCCUGGACGAUCAGACCGAGGUGGUGUGUGCUGCUCCUUCCAUCUAUCUGGACUUUGCUCGGUCCCUUCUGGAUCCUAGAAUUGGGGUCUCAGCCCAGAACUGCUACAAAGUGGCUAAAGGAGCAUUUACAGGAGAGAUCAGCCCAGCCAUGAUAAAGGACAGCGGGGCAGACUGGGUGAUCCUCGGACACUCAGAGAGGCGCCAUGUGUUCGGGGAAAGUGAUGAGCUAAUUGGCCAAAAGGUUGCUCACGCGCUGGAGAGCGAUCUCGGAGUGAUCGCCUGUAUCGGUGAGACGCUGGAGGAGCGCGAGGCAGAUACCACAGAAGAAGUCAUCUACGCUCAGACACAGGUUAUUGCAGAAAAUGUGACGGACUGGGGGAAAGUGGUGCUGGCGUAUGAACCUGUUUGGGCCAUCGGCACUGGAAAGACAGCCACACCUGAGCAGGCUCAGGAAGUUCAUGAAAAGCUGAGGGCUUGGUUCACAGCAAAUGUAUCAGAUGAUGUGGCUGACUCCCUGCGCAUCAUUUAUGGAGGUUCAGUCACCGGCGCAAACUGCAGGGAGCUGGCGUCUCAGGGCGACGUGGACGGCUUUCUGGUUGGCGGAGCCUCUCUGAAACCGGAGUUUGUUGACAUCAUCAACGCACGUGCAUAAAGUGUAAAGACGAUCACUAAACUGGGAUCAUUUUCACACUAUUCUGUCACACUGCAGUUUUAUGAGAACUAAGCUGACUC